Molecule: messenger RNA, 405 nt
Organism: Macrosiphum euphorbiae (potato aphid)
Lineage: Eukaryota; Metazoa; Arthropoda; Insecta; Hemiptera; Aphididae
Source: the annotation of a GenBank genome assembly
AUGUAUUCUUCUAAACGAAAACGAAUUAAAUUCGAAUGCAUGGAAUGUGGCAGCAUUUUCAACAAUGACUACAGGCUUCAACACGAACGUAUAGUAUUAAUAGAAUGUGCAAUAAAAUCAUUAUCAGAAAUCUGCAAUGAUACUAACCAAUUAGACAAACAUAUAUCUAGUGCUAAAGUGUUUGCCAUAAAAAUGAAAAUUGACCCGAUUAGUGAUUUUGAAAAGCACCAUAGAAAACGAAUAAAGCCUAGAAGAAUUGAUUCUAACUCAUCUUCCCAAGUUAAUUUCUCAUUAGAGUCAUUUUACAGAAAAGAAUUUAUUGAAGUGUUGGAUACAUUAAUUACUUUAAUGUCAUCUAACUUGAAGUGCUGUCUUACUUCAGUUCAACCGACAACCGUUGUAUAA